AUGAUAUGGAAUUAUUAUCAAGGCAAGAUCCUGUUCAUUACAGGAGGAACGGGGUUCAUUGGCACCACAGUUCUCUAUCGGCUUUUGACACAGGCCUCUCCGAAACACAUCUACGUGCUCUGUCGAGGAGGCUAUGAGAGGGCGAGGGCAAAAUGGGAGAACAUACUUCCGGCUUCAGUUGCGAAUACCCUCUCUGGAAGUAAUCGCAUGACAAUUCUCGAUGGCGAACUAGGCGAUACCGCGACAAUGGACUUGCCUGAGGAAACUCUUCAGAUGCUGAAAGAAAGAGUGCAUAUCAUCAUUCACGCCGCGGCGUCAAUCGAGCUGAAGAACUCGCUUCGGGAACUAUCGUACACUGUCAUUGCACCCACACUAUGUCUCACCAAGUACGCUCUGAAGUUCCCCAACCUUGAAAAAUUCGUUUUCCUUUCGAGCGCAUAUGUCAACGCCCAUCUUUGGAAGUCCAGUAAAUCCUGUGACGUCGCGGUAGAGGAGCGCCUUUACUCACUCGAAGGUGACGACGAUUCAUGCCAGACAGCACCCGAAGUCUGGAGAGAAGUACAGGCAUCAGGCACCUCGGACGAGUACACCACCCACGAUUUCCCCUGGCCAUAUGCCUAUGCCAAGCACCUGGCAGAAAGGCUCGUCUUGAACAAGGCCUCGGAGCGUGAUGCAUUGGACAAGAUCCUUAUCAUUCGACCGUCGGUCAUUGGCCCGGCCGAGGAGUUCCCAUAUCACGGGUUUACGACCCCGUACUCAUCGCCAUCCACGGCGUGCGCGGCUGCUUAUGCAAUGCACCCUGGAAGAAAGAUUCAACUUGCGACCCGAUGCGAGAAUCCGGAACGAGAAGCUACAAUCGACGAGGUUCCCGUCGACGUGGUAGCUGAACGGAUCCUUGUGCAUGUGGCCUUGGGAACAAGUGGGUACGUUCAUGCAGUUAGCGGAGAGAAAGGCCGUCUAAGACUUGAAGAAUGGUGGGAAGCAUUCAAGAAGGAGCGUCGUCUGCCUUGGAAUGUCAAGCCUGUUUGGACAUCGGAAGACUGGCAUUCCGCGGAUCUCCACCCUAUCGCCAGAAACUUCAAGAUCAUCGGUACUUCCUUUGCCUUUUCUGAAGACAAGACGAUCCAGGCGGCGGAAAAGAUCGACUCAAAGGAGCUGGAGCAUCUCAAGCUCUUUGCUAAGCGGGAUCAGCCAUACUCGAUGGCCCAUCGACGGCAUCAUAUUAACCAUGUGGCACGACAGAUGGCCAAGAAGAGCCGGUGGCCUCUUUGUUCGGUUGGCUGGCUUACUCGGAAGGGGAAAUCAUCGGUCCGUUUCACCGAGAAGGUGUAA
Molecule: messenger RNA, 1332 nt
Organism: Penicillium atrosanguineum
Lineage: Eukaryota; Fungi; Ascomycota; Eurotiomycetes; Eurotiales; Aspergillaceae
Exons: 2
Coding region: 1-1332 (443 amino acids)
Biological process (GO): long-chain fatty-acyl-CoA metabolic process
Cellular component (GO): peroxisome
Molecular function (GO): alcohol-forming very long-chain fatty acyl-CoA reductase (NADP+) activity
Source: RefSeq, a predicted model, not a curated record